Messenger RNA from Arxiozyma heterogenica, 2136 nucleotides. It is a transcript of the gene PTP2, whose product is annotated as tyrosine protein phosphatase PTP2. Lineage: Eukaryota; Fungi; Ascomycota; Saccharomycetes; Saccharomycetales; Saccharomycetaceae. Gene Ontology annotation, biological process: protein dephosphorylation. The transcript has a single exon. Gene Ontology annotation, molecular function: protein tyrosine phosphatase activity. The record is from RefSeq and is a predicted model, not a curated record. The coding region runs from base 1 to 2136 and encodes 711 amino acids.
AUGUAUAUCCAAUCGUGUAAGAGAACCAAUAAGAAUAUAAUAUACUAUAACGCAAAUAUCCAUUUUAUAAAAGAAAAUAUGUCUAAUACGAUUGUCACAUCAUUAAAUUCAGUUGAUAUAAUAGAAAAUAGUGAAAAAUUAGGUGUGAACUUACCAGUUGAUGUGUUUCCCAAUAAAAAACUGACAACAGAUCAUCAAAGUAUCUUUCUAUUUGAUUUAAUAAAUAAUGAUCAACCUUUACCCUCAAAUCUGUUGAAUAAUCAUAACAAAAAUAUUGGUGAUAACAUAUAUCCUUAUUCAUUCCAAAUAUUCCAUCUGGAUAACUUAAAUACAUUGGAUAAUAUAAAAGAUCUAACCUUCCAAGAUAUUAUAAAAAUAACUACGCCAAAUAAUAAUACAGGUUCAAUAAACGACCUAUUUGAUAAUUUAAAGAAAAUAUCCAAAUAUGUAUUCUACGAUGGAAUUAGUACUUUAAACAGUUGUCAAAUAUCAACUUUCUGGCUAAUACUGAAAUUCUUUCAGUUUAUGAAAGAGAAUGUUGGCAACACAUUGCAAAUUAUGUUGUAUGAAUCAAAUCAAUACCAAAUAAAUAAUACUAAAACCUUUAAUUCCGUUCCAACAAUACUACCAAGUAAAAAACCGACCCAAAAAAUGCCUAAAAAAAGACAAUUUAAUUUAUCUUUGAAAUUACCUGUAAGUACAAAAAAACACACUGAUUUAUUCAUUGAUUCUUUGAAAGAAGAUCUAAUUCAAUAUUCACCAACCUCACUAUUAAAACAUUUUCAUAUCAAAUCAUUAGAUUCUCUAUACAAUAACGAUAAUCACAUCUCAAAUGAUAUACUAAAUAUGUUCCCUACUUGGCUGAAAAAGAUUAUAGACACAAACGAUGAAAAAAUUAUUUUGUCUUCAUUAUGGACUAAAUUUAAUAUCUUAGAACAUUUAGAGCACAUGAGGUUAAAAUCCUGUUUAAUCAAUAACACUGAAACUUCCUCUCAAAAUGAGAAUUUGUGCACAAUACCCCCUCUACUCAACAACAAAUCAUUACAAUUUAAAGGACAACAUAUAAACAUCUAUUCCUUAUCCCUUUUACAAAAACAAUUCAAAAGACAAAAGACUUUCGAGCACAAAUUUAAGGAACUUAGUGUGACAAUCCCACAAAACUCAUUAAAUACUAUUUUUAAUGGUAAUAAUAACGAUACAACACCGCUAUCCACUUGUUCUACAGAUUCUGAUAUCUUACCUACUCCAUUAAAUAAUUAUAAAAUUGAUAAAGGAAUUCAACAAUUUGAAAAAAACAGAUAUUCUAAUAAUUUACCGUAUGAACAUUCAAUAGUCAAAUUAAAUAAUUCAAAUGACUAUUUUAAUGCAAAUUUUAUUAAAUUUCCUCAAAUAAACAAUAACUUUCAUUAUAUUGCUACACAAGCACCAUUGCCAAAUACAAUCAAUGAUUUCUGGGAUAUGAUUUGGAAUGAAAAGAUUAAAGUAAUCAUAUCUUUAAAUUCUAAUGAAGAAUUGAAAUUGAAAAAAUGGGAUAUAUAUUGGGGUGAAAGUCUAAAUACCAACGCAAAAUUAAAUGUUCAACUAAUUGAUCAAUGGGAUAAUUUAUGUGGAAUAAAUGGGAUCAUAUUACGGCAAUUCCAUUUAACAAGGUCAGAUCCUCUAAAUAAUAUUAUUGGGAAACAUAUAGUUUAUCAAUUGCAAUAUACAAAUUGGUCAGAUUCAUGCACUAUUAAUAUUAAAGAUAUUUUAAGUAUUUAUAAGAUACGCACUUUAUUAACCUAUGAUGAUACCAGGUUCCUUGCACUGUUGAAAUCUCAUAAAAACAUUCGGUUUGAUAUUCCUUCUUUCAGCGUCAGUGAAACCGAUUUAAAAAAACAUCGGAACACUCCAUUGUUAGUUCAUUGUUCUGCGGGUUGUGGUCGUACUGGUGUAUACAUCACAUUAGAUUAUGUUUUAUGUCUGUUUAGAAACGAACUUAAAAAGAAAAAUAAAAUUAAUGUGUGGAAUAUGGAAGAUGAUCUAUUGUUUAUAAUUGUCAAUGAACUAAGAAAACAAAGAAAAUCAAUGGUACAAAACUUAAACCAAUAUAUAGCAUGCUAUGAUGAAAUGAUCCAAUAUUUUUUAUCAUAUCAGUAA